Morchella importuna is the source of this 4305-nucleotide messenger RNA. RefSeq lists its product as uncharacterized. The record is from RefSeq and is a predicted model, not a curated record. Gene Ontology annotation, molecular function: metal ion transmembrane transporter activity; protein binding. Gene Ontology annotation, cellular component: membrane. Gene Ontology annotation, biological process: metal ion transport; transmembrane transport. NCBI's taxonomy places the organism in Eukaryota, Fungi, Ascomycota, Pezizomycetes, Pezizales, Morchellaceae. The transcript has 14 exons. The coding region runs from base 1 to 4305 and encodes 1434 amino acids.
AUGGGUCGAACUCUUGUCGAGAUAGGCUUCGACGGGUUUGAAGCAAAGGAGAAGACCACUUGGAUACACAACAAAGGUGUUAGGGAUGUUUUAGAGGAACAUCUUGAUAGAUUCCCGCCAUUUGAUAGACAUAUUCGCUCAAGACUAUUCUCAUACGGUCCAGACCUUGAACACGAUCAAAAAUUAGUGCUUUCAAAAAGUUUUGAUUUUCAUGGAUUUGGCAAUUUUCCUAAGAUCUUUGAUCAUCUAAAAUCUGGUUCGACCAUUGAUUACGAGACUGUUUUCAGAAGACAUAACUGGCGGGUGCUUUUGGAUGUUACUUUGGGCUACUUCGUGCAGGAACCCACUAAGGCAGAUUAUGAUGAUGAGGUCACUUCUGGCGCAGAGUCAGGUUCGAAAACAAUAAAACCACUCAAGAGAGAGUUCUCAUUUGCUGGUGAUAAAAUUCACUUUCCGGGAUCUGGGGAAUUCGAAAUGGCCUUGAUAAAUCUUCGGAUGGUAUGUUAUCAAGACUCACAAGGAGUUGGACGCUUAGAAACGUUUCGUUUUGGACCAGCAAAACAACCCGAAGUGCAUCAAACGCCUAUGGCCUACGUGAUGUCGGAGGUAAAGUUGUUAGAUACAAAUUGGAACGAGAUCAUCCGUAAAUGCAGGCGGAUCUUGUCAGGGCUGAAUCGGGGGGUGUUAGAGGAUGACAAAUUUCAGGAUAGAAAGCUAGUUCGGAAAAUGGUUAAAUAUGCCAAAACUUUUGAGCAGCUCCAUAGAGUCUACCAACAACAAUCGGAGGCAUUGCAUGAUAUGAUUUCAAACUUUUCAGAGAAUGAAAUUUGCCCUCCUACAUUAACUGAGCAACAGCAUCCGCAACAGCCACGAAAAAAGCUCAAACAGAUCAAGGAUAUGGAGAAGAUCCUGUUCAAGUUCGACAAGAUUGGAAAGACCAUCGAAGACCAACUCCUCAGAGAGACACGGGAUCUUAUCGAAAGAACGCAUAAUAUUAUAUCCAUAGACGAGGCCUAUAGGUCAAGAGAUAUGAACGAAAGUGUCAAAAGAUUGAGUUGGAUAACUUUUAUAUUCCUACCACUCUUAUUUGUUGCGAGUUUGUUCGGAAUGAACAUCAACAUAUUGGAAAAUAACCCAGGGUGGUUCUAUUAUCUAGAAAUUGCGAUACCGAUGUUUUUUUCCAUCAUGGUUGCAGUUGCGUUCUUGAAGCAUUGGAAAAGCUUACGGGACCCACAAACCUGGCGCAACUUUUUGAUAACCCGCAAAAAAGUCAAUAAAAUGAUUGCUCCUGUAAUGGCUGUCCGAAAAAGUAUAUUUGUCCGAGAGAAAGCGUAUGACUUGGAGCAAGGAUUUACGAAUGGGAGAGAUGAACAAUUGAUUGCCGCAAUUGAUGCCGGUGAUGGGGAAAGAGUAAAGGAGUUGCUGACUCGUCCUAAACAAAAUACAAAUAUGCCAGUUCGGGCAUUAGUACGAGGACACUGUGAGGGUGCAGAGCGAUUCAUCGAACACCGAGAUAGUACCACGGCAUCGACAACCGGACGGACACCUCUACAAGCAGCGGCAGCAAGCGGUAGUGUAGGAACUGUUACCCGCUUACUCGAGCGUAAACAAGAUGUCAACGCGCCACCAGCAAAUAACGAAGGUCGUACGGCCCUACAAGCGGCGGCAGAGAAAGGACAUCUAAACGUUGUUGUGCUACUUAUACAGUACAGGGCCAAUGUAAAUGCGGCAGCAGGGAUGGUUGGUGGACGAACCGCUUUACAAGGGGCAGCAGGGGGAGGACAUUUGGAGAUAGUUGAAACCUUACUUAAGUUUGGGGCGGAGUGCAACAUAGCUCCCGCAGAGUUCAAUGGGCGAACCGCAUUACAAGCCGCAGCAGAGAAUGGGUGGGUUGAUAUUGCUAGGAAACUCGUUGAUUCGGGAGCUCGUGUAAACGCAGCGCCUGGGAAGCACGGAGGACGUACAGCCAUCCAGGCAGCUGCCGAGGGUGGAAAUCUGGAAAUGUUCAAGCAAUUGUUAAGAAUUGAGGCCGACUUCAACGCAGCUCCGGCCCACACGAAUGGACGCACAGCACUACAGGCGGCAGCAGGGAGGGGUCACUUGGAGAUUGUCAAUAUACUUCUCAAUCAUGAGGUUGAUUGCAACGAGGAUCCAGCACCAGUGGACGGCCGUACAUCAUUACAAGCAUCGGCUGAAGGAGGCUACUUAAACGUGGUACAGCUCUUACUUGAGUCUGGGGCCGAUCCUAACGCGGCUCCGUCUCAAGGAGAGGGGUGUACAGCACUACAGGGAGCAGCAAGAAACGGACACGAGGAGAUUGUUAGGCUUUUGAUCAACUAUAAAGCCAAGGUAACAGAGGAAGAAGGCUCAGCAGCAUUACAGGCAGCCGCAAGUGGAGGCCACCACGAAAUCGUCGAGAUAUUGAUCAGUAACCAAGCCCCCAUCAACUACUUGGGACAUGGUAACGUCUUACAAGCGGCAGCCCAUGAGGGGCAUCAGCAUGUGGUUGAGCUAUUGAUUAGCAAGGGCGCUGAUAUUACCGCAACCUCGUCUGCAAUAGGCGGAGUGAAUACAGCAUUUAUGGCAGCCAUAGAAAAAGGACACUAUGGGAUUGUUAAAUUACUGAUGGAGAAAAGCGCAAAUUCCUACGACCUACCGGACGCCCUUCUAUUAGCAGCAAUGAAGAAACAGGAGGACAUUAUAUCCCUCUUGAUAAAACAGGGAGAUGAUAUAGAUCAGAUCGGAGUAAACGGACGUACAGCGCUCCAAAUGGCGGCCGGGAAAGCACAGAAAGAAACAAUGCAAAUACUGAUACAAAAAGGAGCGAAGGUAAAUGCACUAGCCGCGCCAGAAGGGGGCCGCACAGCAAUCCAGGCAGCUGCGGAAGGCGGACACAAUGAGAUAAUUGAGUUUUUGAUUAAGGAGGGAGCUACUAUCAGUGUUGCCAACGACCUACCGGCAAAUAACGGCGGACGGACCACUCUCCAGGCAGCAGUGGAAGGUGGAAAUAUUGGAACGAUCGAGCUAUUGAUCAGCAAGAAGGCCGAAAUUAACGCCGCACCAGCACCACGAAAUGGUCGUACUGCGUUACAAAUUGCUGCAGGGAGUGGAAAGACAAGACUGAUGAUGCAGUUGAUCAACGAGGGAGCAGACGUCAACGCAGCAUCGGCGAUAGUAAAUGGUCGGACAGCACUCCAGGCGGCCGCAGAAGGGGGAUACAAAGCGACUGUUGAGCUCUUGAUUAGGGAGGGCGCUGAGAUUAACGAAGUACCUUCAGCAAACAACGGGCGUACAGCUAACGGUGCAAACGUGCACGCGGCGCCGGCAGAUGAGAGAGGGUUCACCGCACUCCAAAUCGCAGCAAAAUGUGGAGAUCAAAAACUAGUCAAAUUGUUGAUCGAGAAGAAGGCCAAUGUAAACGCCGCGCCGGCAGCAUAUGGGCUCACAGCAUUGCAGGCCAGUGCAAUAGAAGGGCAUCUUACGAUUGUACAAUUACUGCUAGAAAAAGGAGCAGAUAUCAAUGCAGCACCAGCAGCAAAGGGAGGAUUAACAGCUUUGCAAGCCGCUGUAAAAGGCGGUCACAUGGGCAUCAUACAACUACUAAUAGACAAAGGGGCCGCCAUCAAUGCCGCGCCAGCAGAGACGGGGGGACGAACAGCCUUACAGAUUGCUUCAGAGAAGGGAAACAUGGAGAUUUUUCACUUCCUACUGGAAAAUAAGGCAGAUGUGGACGCCAUGCCGGCAACAUAUGAUGGGCAGACAGCAUUGACGGCUGGUGUUGAAGGAGGUCAUAUGGGUAUCGUUAAGAUAUUACUACAUAUGGGAGCAAAUGUCAACACUCCGUCAACAAUUGAUCGUCAUACAGCUCUCCAAAUUGCGAAAGAACGUGGGUUCGCGGAUAUUGCUCAACUACUUAUCGAAAAAGGAGCCCUCGAUACUAUACCUAUAACGGUCGAUGAGAAUCCGGCGAAGGAGGGAUUUGAGGAGGUUGAAAAUCCCCCCACCAUGCAGAUUGAGAGAGGACAAUUGUUGCCAGGGGGAGCCCCCGAUGGCAGAAGACAUAGGAUUGGAAUGAGAGUGAAGAUGGGAAUGAAGCGAGAGAAAUCGACAGGGACUUCUGGAGAUUUACAAGGGGAGCCUGAGGCUUUGACCCAGCAAAAGAGGGCAUCGACAUCAGGGAGUGCAUUGGGUAUAAAGCCGGAGAUGCCAGUGCCUGAUGAUGGUCGAGGGCAUAGAGGGAUAAAGUGGGGAACUUAUGAAGCAAAUUCAUGCACCAUUGUAAAUAUCACAAAACCAAGGGCGUAA